GCUAGUAAGAUGCCAGGCCCGUUAGUUGUGGAAUGGUGUGGAAAAAUAAGUAUAUACACAAAUAAUAUACAAGCAAAACUCCACAGUGCACAUUCUAAAAGAAAAGACCUAAGAUAUGUUGUUGUUCAGUCGCUCAGUCAUGUCUGGCUCAGUUAAAUGCCACUUGCCUGCAAGGGCAACACUCGUACAGCCCACGCAGCCCAAGCCAAAGAGCUCCUGAGACGCAGAAUUACAGUUCCUACAGCUCGCAGCAUAAAGCUCCUGUGAGUCUGUUUUCGCUCUUGCUUUCAAAUGCAGGCCACUGAUUGGCACGACUCCCAGGCCCUCCAAACGACACAGCAGCUGCUCCGCCGCAUUGGGCGCUUAGCCUACCAAUAAGAGGGUUUCUAACUUUCUUCACAGCCAUCUUCAGUUGAUCCCAGAUUUAAAGAAGGCGCAAAAUGGUAGCCUCCUCUCAGGCUCUCCUGAGGCACUUUGGAUUCUGCCGAUGGGGCCCGACGCCCUGGGUGCAGUUGGCAGGACCUCUAAAGCUGAGGACUGGUAACCCAGUCUCUUGGACCACUGUCCGGUUGGUGACAACCGUGAGCCUGGAGCCGGCCGGCCGCUGCCGCUGGGACGAGCCCGUGCGCAUCGCCGUGCGCGGCCUGGCUCCGGGGCAGCCGGUCACGCUGCGCGCGUCCCUGCGCGACGAGAAGGGCGCGCUCUUCAGGGCCCACGCGCGCUACUGCGCCGACGCCGCCGGCCUGCUGGACUUGGAGCGCGCGCCCGCGCUGGGCGGCAGCUUCGCGGGGCUCGAGCCCAUGGGGCUCUUCUGGGCUAUGGAGCCCGAGAAGCCUUUGUUGCGCCUGGUGAAGCGGGACGUGCAGACGCCCUUCGCCGUGGAGCUGGAGGUGCUCGACGGUCACGAACCCGAGGCCCAGCGGCUCCUGGGCCGGGCGGUGCACGAGCGCGACUUCCUGGCGCCCGGGGUGCGGCGCGAGCCGGUGCGCGCGGGCCGGGUGCGCGGCACGCUCUUCCUGCCGCCAGAACCUGGGCCCUUUCCUGGGAUUGUGGACAUUUUGGGAGCUGGAGGUGGCCUUCUGGAAUAUCGAGCUAGUCUGCUGGCUGGGAAGGGUUUUGCUGUGAUGGCGCUGGCUUAUUAUAACUAUGAAGACCUCCCCAAGGGCCUGGAGAACCUCCACCUGGAGUACUUUGAAGAAGCUGUGAACUACCUGCUUAAUCACCCUCAGGUGAAGGGUCCAGGAGUUGGGCUGCUUGGGAUUUCAAAAGGAGGCGAGCUCUGCCUCUCCAUGGCUUCCUUCCUGAAGGGCAUCUCUGCGGCCGUCAUAAUCAAUGGCUCUGUGGCCCGUGUCGGUGGAAACUUACACUACAAAGGUGAGAUUCUGCCGCCUGUGGGUUUCAACCAAAAUCGAAUCAAGAUGACCAAAGAUGGCUUUGUAGACGUUGUGGAAGUCCUGAACAGCCCUUUGGAAGGACCUGACCGGAAGAGCUUCAUUCCUGUGGAAAGGGCUGAGUGCCCCUUCCUGUUUCUCGUGGGUCAGGAUGACCACAACUGGAAGAGUGAAUUCUAUGCUAACGAGGCCUCUAAGCGCUUGCAGGCCCAUGGGAAGGCAAAACCCGAGGUCAUCUGUUACCCAGGGACGGGGCACUACAUUGAGCCUCCUUACUUCCCCCUGUGCCCGGCUUCCCUGCACACCUUGGUGGGCGCUCCUGUCAUCUGGGGAGGGGAGCCCAGGGCUCAUGCCAGGGCCCAGGUAGAUGCUUGGCAGCAGCUCCAGACUUUCUUCCAUAAACACCUGGGUGGGGAAAAGGGGACAAUUCCAGCAAAGCGGUGAUCUUUUAUGCUAAUCUUCCUGGGAACAGCUGCCACAGUUAGUAUACGUGUGUAGUUUUUCUUUUCUAUAAUUACAUUUUCCCCCUUCAAUAUUAAAGUGAACUCAUCGAGAAAUUCUCAAGAUUUUUAUAUAUUCCAUAUUUUUUCAGUUGUUUGGGAAGAGAAUGAUUCUACAGACACCACAGCAGGUGGAGAAAGCAUACCCUUUAAUACCUAACAACACAUAACUGACAAGGCUUUAGUUCUGAAAGGAAGAAUAAUACCUGGUGUACAAUUGCUGCUCGGAAGUUUCUUGAAUCAGUUAUACUUGAAUUUGUAUAAUUUAUUAAUAAGUGAUUUUGCUAUAUAUGUAUACAAAUCAUAUAAAAUAUCAAAACUA
Capra hircus (goat) is the source of this 2213-nucleotide messenger RNA. Its product is annotated as acyl-coenzyme A thioesterase 1. Gene Ontology annotation, biological process: acyl-CoA metabolic process; fatty acid metabolic process. The transcript is spliced from 3 exons. Bases 441 to 1835 code for a protein of 464 amino acids. Lineage: Eukaryota; Metazoa; Chordata; Mammalia; Artiodactyla; Bovidae. Gene Ontology annotation, molecular function: fatty acyl-CoA hydrolase activity. The record is from RefSeq and is a predicted model, not a curated record.